Molecule: messenger RNA, 450 nt
Organism: Dalotia coriaria
Lineage: Eukaryota; Metazoa; Arthropoda; Insecta; Coleoptera; Staphylinidae
Exons: 2
Coding region: 1-450 (149 amino acids)
Molecular function (GO): odorant binding
Source: RefSeq, a predicted model, not a curated record
AUGGCAGCUCUAAUAAAGAUUUCUGGCGCGAUUUUCUGUGUUGUUCUCUUAUUUUCAUCUAUAAACUCAAAACCACUGACAAAGAAAGAACGUGAAGAAAUUGGCAACCAAUGUGUGAAAGAAACCGGCGUCGACCGCGCCAUCAUCGCAAAUGUCGUCAAAACUCAACAAACGGUCGACAACGAACAAUAUCUAGAUUAUUUGGUCUGCAGCUAUAAACUACAAGGCUUCCUGGACAAAAAUGGACCGGUUAUUUUACACGAUAAUAUCGUAACAUUCCUCUCAGAUUUCUACACAAUGGAUGAGCUUACAUUCGUCAUGAAAGAGUGCAAAGAGGUGAAAAACACCGACGUAAGACAAUUAGUAGGCAAUACUCUUGAAUGUUUAUUGCGAAAACUUAAAGAAGUCGAUGUGAUGCGAACGACGGCAAAGAAUCAAGGAAAAGAUUAA